AUGCUCGCUCCAUCGUCUCGAAUCGUCGGGCGACUUGGUCUGCCCAUGACACGGUUCGCGUCCCAUUCGAGUGCAUCUACAUCAGCAGCAACAGCGCCGCCCUUGCCCGGCACCUCGAACGACUCGUCCCCUCUGCCCGCCGCAUUCCGAGCCGCUGCACCGACUCCAGGAUCCUCCUCCUCGAACUCGACCCCAUCUUCAUCCUCCACGAAUGCCCCCUUCAACAUCCGAUCCUCGCAAUCGAACCCUUCUUACCGGCCGCUUCCAACGCUGCGAGGACAGCGAGCACCGAUGCACAAGUAUCGCCUCAGCGUCUACUCAACCCGCAACAACACCAUCCUCACCCUCACCACCAAGAUUGGCACCAAUGCUUCCUCCUCUUCAUCGGGUCCCUCCACCUACUCCGAGGAGUCGUCGGUCCAAGCGAUGGCUGACGCGGCGAUGACGACCGAUUCCGUCGUCGCUUGGGUUUCGGCCGGUUCAGCCGGGUACAAGGGAGCUUCACGAGGCACCUACGACGCCGCGGUCGAAGUCUCGAUCAAGAUGUUCAACAAGAUCCGUCAACUCGUCGACCCCGUCAAUGCGGUCGAUGCGGGGAUGAGGAAGAAGAACGCGUGGCCGCAACCGACCGAGCUCGAGGUCGUGUGGAAUGGUUUUGGCCAAGGACGAGAGGCCGUGUUCAGGACGCUCAUCGCUGGCAAUGGGGAUCAGGUUCGCGAGUUGGUUAACAGGGUUACCGAUGCGGUCCGUACAGCUUGUUCUCUCUUUGAAUCACGCAAAGAUCGCUGACAAGUUGCGCAUUCACUCGAUUCAGACCCCGCUCAAGGUCGGAGGAACGAGGCCGAAGAAGAGACGAGUGUAAGUUCCCGAGACCUCUCCGUCCCCUGUCGAAUGCAUGGGCCUCAUGUCGCUGACUUAUGGGUGACCUGUUCUCUCUUUCUAUCACGCGCACAGUAUCUAA
Microbotryum saponariae is the source of this 961-nucleotide messenger RNA. Lineage: Eukaryota; Fungi; Basidiomycota; Microbotryomycetes; Microbotryales; Microbotryaceae. The record is from the annotation of a GenBank genome assembly.